This is a messenger RNA of Salvelinus namaycush (lake trout), 493 nucleotides long. Its product is annotated as tumor necrosis factor receptor superfamily member 1A-like. The record is from RefSeq and is a predicted model, not a curated record. The transcript has 2 exons. Gene Ontology annotation, cellular component: plasma membrane. Gene Ontology annotation, molecular function: protein binding. Gene Ontology annotation, biological process: signal transduction. The coding region runs from base 1 to 342 and encodes 113 amino acids. Lineage: Eukaryota; Metazoa; Chordata; Actinopteri; Salmoniformes; Salmonidae.
AUGUGGGUCCCUCGCCAGGACACCCAGGAGGAGCACUGGCCCGCGACAGUGUUAUAUGCCAUCAUCAAGGAGGUGCCUCUGCGGCGCUGGAAGGAGUUCCUGCGCGUGCUCUCCCUGACCGACCGGCAGCUAGAGCGUGUGGAGCUGGAGCCAGGCCUGGGCUUUAUUGAGAGGCAGUACCAGAUGCUGCGGCUGUGGAGCCAGGGCCCGACUGCAAGUCUGGAGGACGUAUACUCGGCCCUGCUCUACAUGGACCUGGCUGGCUGUGCCUACCAGCUGCAGGAUUGUCUGGAGCAGCUGCAGUGGAGAGCCACAACCAAAGACAUCACCACAGUUUCAUAGGACAACUGAGUAGGGAUAGACAUGAGUAUUCGAACAGACGUCAAAAAUCGGUCUUCACCAGAGAUCACAUUGUUUUCAAAUACUGUGUUGCAACUAAGCGCAAGGCACAUCUCUGUCCAUACUCACUCUCUCGGUUUGUCAAUGUUUAUGA